Molecule: messenger RNA, 1620 nt
Organism: Rhagoletis zephyria (snowberry fruit fly)
Lineage: Eukaryota; Metazoa; Arthropoda; Insecta; Diptera; Tephritidae
Product: UDP-glucuronosyltransferase 2B20-like
Molecular function (GO): UDP-glycosyltransferase activity
Source: RefSeq, a predicted model, not a curated record
AUGGUGGUUGCACUACCGCCGCACUCGAAACUGCUCUUUAGACUACUAGCACUGGCUGUACUUGUGGCUCAGGCACCCACAAUUGAUGGCGCUAGAAUACUCGCCGUAUACGCACACCCGGCCAGUAGUCACUACCAGAUGCAUCGAGUUUUGAUUAGCGAGUUGGUGAAACAUGGCCAUCAGGUGACCAUGAUCACCGCAUUCACACUUGAGCCACUCAAAUUGGGCAGCAAUUAUACGGAGAUACUCAUUGAGCCGGUGUACGAUUACUGGAAGCUACUUAACAAAAAUUCCGAUACAAGUACAGUUUACGAAAUGAAAAAUGAUGCCUUAUCAAUAUUUAAAAUGGUUGAGAUGAUGGCUUUGGAGACUACCGAACACGCCUUGAAACAACGUAAAGUCCAGUCAAUUAUUAAUGCGACAAAGACCGAUGGCGUCUACGAUUUGCUACUGGUGGAGCAGUUACAUCAAGAAGCUUUUCUUGCCUUGGCUCACAUUUAUAAGGUGCCUGUAGUGAGCUCUCUAACUUUUGCCAAGCAACUGUACAUGAGUCAAAUGUUCGGCAUAAUUUCACCAUGGUCAUACAUACCACAUGGUCUACUUCCACUUACUGAGCGUAUGAAUUUUUGGGAACGAGUUUAUAAUACUUAUAAUAGUUAUAUUUCAUUACACAAUGACUUUCAUUUAGAAUUUAGUUAUUUUCCUAAAAUGGACGCAUUGGUGAAGAAAUACUUUGGACAUUUGCCAAUUCUAUUUCCCAGUAUUUCAGAGAUGAACAGGAAUCUCUCUGCUACUUUCAUCAAUAACUACACUCCUUUAGCGUCCGCAACACCAACAAUGGAUAACAUAAUUAAUGUCGGUGGUCUGCAUAUCAAUCAUCCGAAGCCAUUACCCGCCGAUUUACAAAUGUUCUUAGAUGACGCCGAACAAGGCGUCAUUUACUUUAGCUUCGGUACACAAGUACAUGCCAAGGAUAUGCCGCUUGAGAAGCUAAACAUAUUCAUCGAAGUCUUCCGCCAGCUAAAACAACGCGUUUUGUGGAAGUUCGAAAAUGCCAGCAUACCAAAUUUGCCAGCCAAUCUUAUGACUAGAGACUGGUUGCCACAAAAUGACAUUUUAGCGCACCCUAAUGUACGCGCUUUUAUCUCUCACGGUGGGCUAUUUGGCACCCAAGAAGCUGUUUAUCAUGGCGUACCGGUGCUGGGUAUUCCGUUCCUCUUCGAUCAGCAUUUAAAUUUGAAGAAAGCUGAGUUUGGUGGAUAUGCCGUGGUAUUGGAUUUCCAUACGCUCACACGGGAAUCUUUGAAGCGUGGUCUAGAGCAGUUGCUCUUCAACGCCACCUAUCGGGAUACAUCCAAAAGGUUCUCGCGUAUUUUCCGCGAUCGUCCAAUGGGUCCGCGUGAGACCUUACUCUAUUGGAUCGACUAUGUUAUACGUCAUAAUGGAGCGCGUCAUUUGCGCGCUGCUGGCAUGGAUUUGAAAUGGUACCAAUUCUAUUUACUGGAUGUUGCUGCUCUGGUGGUGGCUGUUGUGGCAGUGGCAGGUGGAUUGGUUAAUUUCACAAUACGUUGGGUCAUCCGUAGAUUAAACAAGUGGGGCAGCAAACAAAAAGUUCAAUGA